GGCUCUCCCAUCCAUUUCAGAAGCUUCGGGCCAACCAAAAAAAAAAAGUGAUCGUAGAUUUUUGUUGCUAUCGCGUUCUUUUGAUCGAAUCGUUCUUGAAGAUGAACUCUCUUGCAGUCCGAUUCUCCAGGCUUCUCAGGAGUUCUCCUACUUCUCCUUUAGUUGUGAGUGCUGAAAGAAGCGCGAGGUCGUGGUUUUCGAGUGGUUCGAUAGAUGAAGAGCUUGUGGACGAAGAGUUCGAACAAAGCCUUCCUGAAAGACCUGAGCUUAAACCCCAAGGAGUUGAUCCCCAUAAAGGCUGGGGGUUUCGCGGUGUUCAUAGGGCAAUCAUUUGCGGGAAAGUAGGCCAAGCCCCACUGCAGAAAAUCCUGAGGAAUGGGCGAACAGUCACAAUCUUCACGGUAGGGACUGGUGGCAUGUUUGAUCAGAGGCUGGUGAAUACAAGCAAUCAGCCAAGACCGGCUCAGUGGCACCGGAUUGCAGUCCACAAUGAAGCUCUUGGCUCUUACGCUGUUCAGAAACUCGCCAAAAAUUCUUCGGUAUAUGUUGAAGGCGAUAUCGAGACCAGAGUGUACAAUGAUAGCAUUAGCAGUGAGGUGAAGAGUAUUCCAGAGAUUUGUGUUCGCCACGACGGGAGAAUUCGGAUGAUUAAACACGGGGCAAGCAUGAACAAAAUCUCUUUCGACGAACUGAAGGAUGGAUUGUUUUAGUCGCCAUUGCCGAAGAGCAUAAGGAACACAAGAAAGAAUCUGCUGUUUCCUUGAAGGGUGAGAGGACAAUGACUUGUUUUGGUAUGAUGAUAUUCCGGUUUUUCAAACCGAUCAAAUUCGAUUUUCAGACCGGUUCGGUUAAGACUUCGGUUUAUUUAUGUAGGUGUAUAGUAUAUCCACUGCGUCUUUAUGGGCCAAAGCAGCGGCCUGUGUAGCCCAAUGGGCUGGCUUGUUUUAGUUUUUUGUUUCACUUGCUCAUUUGUUAAGUAACUAAUUCUCUUCUAAAAGAUUGGAGGGCCCAAUAACUU
Molecule: messenger RNA, 1018 nt
Organism: Tarenaya hassleriana
Lineage: Eukaryota; Viridiplantae; Streptophyta; Magnoliopsida; Brassicales; Cleomaceae
Product: single-stranded DNA-binding protein, mitochondrial-like
Exons: 6
Coding region: 102-710 (202 amino acids)
Biological process (GO): positive regulation of helicase activity; mitochondrial DNA replication
Cellular component (GO): mitochondrial nucleoid
Molecular function (GO): single-stranded DNA binding
Source: RefSeq, a predicted model, not a curated record